UCUCUAAACCCUAAUGAUUUAAAUACAUACUAUUUUUUUCUAUGUUGCCACUUGCCAGCCAUCAUUCUCUUCUCCAUCUUCCAAGCUUUAUGUAAACCCUAGAGGACAUCACCAGUUAACUACCAGUUCUCUGAGGAUUAUUGAUUCAGUCAUCGGAUUUUGAUACGUAAGGAGAGUAAAAGAUGGAUCUUCCAAAUCUUGCUAUAGUUUUGCAAGCAGCACUUAGCCCCAAUCCAGCAGAACGGACAGCUGCUGAAGCGAGCCUCAAUCAGUACCAGUAUACUCCUCAGCAUUUGGUGAGGAUGCUGCAGAUCAUUGUAGAUGGAAAUUGUGAUAUGGCUGUGCGGCAGGUUGCCAGUAUUCAUUUUAAAAACUUCAUAGCAAAAAAUUGGUCACCCCAUGAUCCAGACGAACAAUCCAAGAUUUUGCCAAGUGAUAAAGACUUGGUAAGGCAGAACAUCCUUGUAUUUGUAGCACAACUUCCUCCAUUGUUGAGGGCACAGUUGGGUGAGUGUCUCAAGACAAUUAUACAUGCCGAUUAUCCUGAACAAUGGCCAGGUCUUUUGCAUUGGGUGACACAUAAUCUGCAAGACCAGCAAGUUUAUGGAGCUCUUUUUGUGCUUAGAAUCCUUUCUAGAAAAUAUGAGUUCAAGUCAGAUGAGGAGAGGACUCCAAUCUACCAUGUUGUGGAGGAGACGUUUCCUCAUUUGCUAAAUAUAUUCAGCAGGCUUGUUCAGAUAGGAAACCCAUCAAUUGAAGUAGCAGAUUUGAUUAAACUCAUUUGCAAAAUAUUCUGGUCGUCCAUAUAUCUGGAGAUUCCGAAGAAAUUGUUUGACCCAAAUGUGUUCAAUGCUUGGAUGGUUCUAUUCCUAAAUAUGUUGGAGCGACCCGUUCCAUCAGAGGGCCAACCAGCGGAUCCAGAGCUCCGCAAGUCAUGGGGAUGGUGGAAGGUAAAGAAGUGGACAGUCCAUAUAUUAAACCGCCUCUAUACCCGGUUUGGAGAUUUAAAACUGCAAAACCCAGAGAACAAAGCUUUUGCACAACACUUCCAGAAGAACUACGCGGGAAAAAUUUUGGAAUGUCAUCUCAACUUGUUGAAUGCGCUGCGUAUGGGUGACUAUUUACCUGACAGAGUUUCCAACCUUAUUUUGCAAUACUUGAGCAACAGUCUUUCCAAGACUACGAUGUACAAUCUGCUCCAACCAAGACUUGAUGUUGUUCUGUUUGAGAUAAUCUUUCCACUUAUGUGCUUCAAUGACAAUGAUCAAGCCCUUUGGGAGGAAGAUCCACAUGAGUAUGUGAGGAAGGGUUAUGAUAUUAUUGAAGACCUAUACAGUCCCAGGACCGCAGCAAUGGACUUUGUGAGCGAACUGGUAAGAAAACGUGGAAAAGAGAACCUUCAAAAGUUCAUAUUAUUUAUUGUGGAGAUUUUUAAGAGAUAUGAAGAGGCUUCAAUUGAGUUCAAGCCUUAUCGACAAAAGGAUGGGGCACUUCUUGCUAUUGGAGCGCUGUGUGAUAAAUUGAAACAGACUGAACCAUAUAAAUCCGAGCUUGAACCCAUGUUAGUGCAGCAUGUUUUCCCUGAGUUUGCCAGUCCUGUUGGUCAUCUCAGAGCAAAGGCUGCGUGGGUCGCAGGACAAUAUGCCCAUAUAAGUUUCUCUGACCCAAAUAAUUUCCGCAAAGCACUACAAAGUGUCGUUGCUGGGAUGCGUGACCCUGAGCUUCCAGUUCGUGUUGAUUCUGUUUUUGCAUUGCGUUCUUUUGUUGAAUCCUGCAAAGAUCUUAGUGAAAUCAGGCCAAUUCUUCCACAGCUACUUGAUGAUUUUUUCAAGCUAAUGGAUGAAGUUGAAAACGAGGAUCUGGUGUUUACACUUGAGACAAUUGUUGACAAGUUUGGAGAGGAGAUGGCACCCUAUGCUAUUGGCUUGUGCCAGAGUCUGGCUGCUGCAUUUUGGAAGUGUAUCAAUACUUCAGAAGCUGAUGAUGAAGCGGAUGAUCCUGGUGCUUUGGCAGCUGCGGGUUGUUUACGUGCCAUUAGUACCAUUCUUGAAUCAGUGAGCAGGCUCCCUCACAUUUUUGCUCACAUUGAGCCAAUUCUACUACCAAUAAUGCGUCGGAUGCUUACGACUGAUGGGCAAGAUGUUUUCGAAGAAGUUUUGGAAAUUGUAUCAUACAUGACCUUUUUCUCACCAACAAUAUCCUUGGAUAUGUGGAGUCUUUGGCCAUUGCUGACAGAAGCUCUUGCUGAUUGGGCUAUUGAUUUUUUCCCAAAUAUCCUAGUCCCACUGGAUAACUACAUAUCGAGGAGUACAGUGCAUUAUCUGACAUGCAAGGAGCCGGACUACCAACAAAGUUUGUGGAAUGUGCUUUCAAAUAUAAUGAGAGAUAAAAACUUGGAGGACAACGACAUUGAACCUGCACCUAAGCUUAUUGAAGUAGUGUUCCAGAACUGCAGGGGCCAGGUGGACCACUGGGUUAAAUUCUAUAUCGAAAUCACGGUUGAGCGUUUGCGUGUAGCAGAGCGACCAUACUUGAAAUGCCUUCUGGUGCAAGUUAUUGCUGAUGCACUUUACUAUAACGCCCCGUUGACUCUCAACAUAUUGCAUCAAAUGGGUGUGGCUAUAGAAGUUUUCAAUCUUUGGUUCCAGAUGUUGCAACAAACGAAAAAGAGUGGUGUGCGUGCCAACUUUAAGAGGGAACAUGAUAAGAAAGUGUGCUGUUUGGGUCUAACAUCUCUUCUUACACUUCCUCCGGAUCAGUUGCCAGGCGAGUUCUUGGAGCGUGUUUUCAAGGCAACGCUUGAGCUGCUUGUUGCUUACAAGGACCAAGUAGCAGAAGCUGCAAAGGAAGAUCCUGAAGAAGAUGAUGAUGACAUGGAUGAUGGUUUGGAAACCGAUGAUGAUGAUGAAGAUGAUGAUGGGGACAUGGGAGUCGAUGCAGAGGAUGGUGAUGAAGCCGAUAGCUUGAGACUCCAGAGAUUGGGUGCACAGGCGAGAUCAUUCCGCCCAGCUGAUGAUGACGAUGAUGACUCUGAUGAUGACUUCAGCGAUGACGAGGAUUUGCAAUCACCUAUUGAUGAAGUCGAUCCAUUUGUUUUCUUUAUGGAUACUGCAAAAGCCCUGCAAGCAUCAGACCAAAUGAGGUUCCAGAGGCUGUCGCAGACACUUGACUUCCGGUAUCAGGCACUAGCAAAUGGUGUUGCUCAGCAUGCUGAUCAGAGAAGAUUAGACAUCCAGAAAGAGAAGCUGGAGAAGGCUGCCACUGCAUCAGCUGCCUCAUCCUGAUUCUUUGAUUGUCAUUUAUUCAGAUUCAUCAUGUAUUUAUUCAAAUUUUGCUUUUUGUCCCCUCCCCUCUCCCCUAAUUCUUUGGUUGGCCUCCCUUCACUGGUCAACGCUCGAAGGAAUUCCUAUGCUACGGGAGAGCGAGCAUGCAUGUCUUGUCUUCUUUAUUUUUACUUGUGAUUGAUUGAUUGCUUGAUGUUUGUUUGUUUGCUUGUUUGUUUGUUUGUUUGUAGUUUUAGUCUUAUUAUCAUCAAUCAUUAUACGGGUCAAAAAAUGUCCCAUUCAGGAUAAAAUAUACCCUUGUGGCUUGCUAUUGUUUUUUUUUCUUCUUCGUGUUGGAACAGUUAUUUGUUACUUGGGUAACAUUUUUUUGAUGGUGAAAAGUUGUUUGUACA
Messenger RNA from Lactuca sativa (garden lettuce), 3676 nucleotides. Its product is annotated as importin beta-like SAD2. Gene Ontology annotation, cellular component: cytosol; nuclear envelope. Gene Ontology annotation, biological process: protein import into nucleus. The record is from RefSeq and is a predicted model, not a curated record. Gene Ontology annotation, molecular function: small GTPase binding. Lineage: Eukaryota; Viridiplantae; Streptophyta; Magnoliopsida; Asterales; Asteraceae.